Messenger RNA from Fusarium pseudograminearum CS3096, 3417 nucleotides. RefSeq lists its product as uncharacterized. Bases 1 to 3417 code for a protein of 1138 amino acids. The transcript has 2 exons. Gene Ontology annotation, biological process: mitochondrial DNA replication. NCBI's taxonomy places the organism in Eukaryota, Fungi, Ascomycota, Sordariomycetes, Hypocreales, Nectriaceae. Gene Ontology annotation, cellular component: gamma DNA polymerase complex; mitochondrion. The record is from RefSeq and is a predicted model, not a curated record. Gene Ontology annotation, molecular function: DNA binding; DNA-directed DNA polymerase activity; 3'-5' exonuclease activity.
AUGUUUGUCCCAGUUGCUGCUUCUCCGUUUCGCGGUUCGACUGCCAGCUUCUCUCGCAUCGCUCAACACCAGGGUUUUCAUCGUCAUGCUUUGCGCACUCAUGUGCGAUGGCUGGCUGCCGUCGCUCGCAAAACCAAAACAAAUAAAUUAAAAACCCUUGCUUUACCCUCCGAAGCCCGACAUAACGAAAUAGGCGUUCAGCAACUCAGCUCCCACGUAUUCGAACAAAUAUUUCCCGAUGGUGUAAAACCUCCACCCCAAGAGCUCGUUGAGCUAUCCAAGGACCAUUUGAGGCGCCACGAUCUGCUUGGGAAGAACACCGACAAAUCCGAUCCUAUAGCUUUUAAUAUUCCCCCGCUGCAAGGGCGCACGCUUGACGAGCACUUUCACAAGCUUGGUAUGGAUGCCGCUGAGCCAUUCCUCACAUUUGCGAAGCAAUUUGCCAUCGCCAAUCCUCCCCCCAAGCCCCGGCAAUGGGUAUACGAGAGUGGCUGGACGAAAUAUAACCCUGAUGGGACGACCGAGAAAGUUGAGGCGCCUGAAGAAGAGAUGCUGUCGUUCGACACAGAGGUCAUGUGGAAAAUAAGCCCUUUCGCCGUCAUGGCCUGCGCAUCGAGCCCGACUGCCUGGUACGCAUGGCUAUCGCCUUGGCUGUUGGGAGAGACAGAAAACGAUCGGCAGUUGAUUCCUUUUGGUGAUCCUACCAAAGAUCGAAUUCUUGUCGGGCAUAAUGUGGGCUUCGACCGAGCACGGGUUUUGGAAGAGUACAGCCUAAAACAAACCCGGAAUACAUUCCUGGACACCAUGUCGCUACAUGUGGCUGUUAAUGGAAUGUGCUCUCAACAACGGCCUACCUGGAUGAUGCAUAAAAAGAAUCGAGAGCUACGGGAGCGAUUCGCGACCCAGCCUCCUAGCCAUGAUUUGGCGGCAGUGCUAGAUAACCAAGCAGUGCACGACGAAGCGGAUCUUUGGGUCGAACGAAGCUCUGUCAACUCUCUGAGGGAUGUCGCCAAGUUCCAUCUUAAUGUUUCUAUCGACAAGACAAUUCGAAAUGACUUUGGUGAGCUGGAUCGUGAUGGAGUAGUAGAAAAGUUGGAUGAGCUCCUGACAUAUUGUGCCGCUGAUGUCUCGAUUACCCAUCGUGUCUACCAAAUCGUUUUUCCUAACUUCCUGAAAACCUGCCCACAUCCUGUCAGCUUCGCAGCUCUUCGCCACCUCUCCUCCGUCAUCCUUCCAGUUGAUAAGUCGUGGGAUGCGUACAUAAAAAAUGCCGAAGCUACCUACCACACUCUCUCUGAUGCGGUUCAGGAACGCCUUAUCGGUCUUACCGAAAGCGCACUGGAAAUGAAGGACAGCCCUGAUGAAUACGAGAACGAUCCCUGGAUGCAACAACUUGACUGGUCAGGGCAGGAAAUCAAGAUGGCCAAAGGCAAGGGGGACGAACCACCCAGACCCGUAGCCAGGCAGAAGAAGCCAGGCAUGCCCAAGUGGUAUAAGGACCUCUUCCAAUCUAGCGACUCGCCCAUCAACAUCACUGUUCGAACACGGGUUGCUCCUUUGCUGUUGAAGAUGUCCUGGGAAGGGUAUCCGCUGUUCUGGUCCGAUCAAUACGGUUGGACAUUUCGCGUACCUCGAGCGGAAGCCGCCAAGUACACAGCUAAGCUAGCGGUUGAGUGCAAGUUCGACGAGAAAGAAAUCAAGCUGCGUGACGAUCAUGCUCAUGCCUACUUCAAGCUCCCUCACAAAGAUGGCCCAACAGCGCGUUGUACUAACCCAAUGGCCAAGGGGUACUUGUCCUAUUUCGAGAGUGGUAUGCUGUCCUCCGAGUACACAUAUGCUAAGGAAGCGCUGGAAAUGAAUGCGUCGUGCUCUUACUGGAUAAGUGCAAGAGAUCGCAUCAAGUCUCAAAUGGUUGUUUAUGACAAAGACCUCCGCGUAAUGAGGGGAUCUACUCGUGGCAGGCCAAAGAAGGACAAACCUGGUUUUAUUUUGCCACAGAUUAUCCCAAUGGGUACCAUAACUCGCAGAGCAGUCGAGAACACCUGGCUUACGGCCAGUAAUGCCAAGAAGAAUCGCGUUGGCUCUGAACUGAAAGCAAUGGUCAAGGCACCCAGGGGUUAUUGCUUUGUAGGAGCGGACGUUGACUCGGAGGAGCUUUGGAUUGCCAGCCUUGUUGGCGACGCAACAUUCAAACUUCAUGGUGGAAAUGCUGUUGGAUUCAUGACGUUGGAGGGCACAAAGUCUGCUGGCACGGAUCUUCAUUCGCGGACGGCAUCCAUCCUGGGCAUUACCAGGAACAAUGCCAAAAUCUUCAAUUAUGGACGAAUCUACGGUGCUGGUCUCAAAUUCGCAGCGACCUUAUUACGACAAUUCAAUCCAAACCUCUCCGAGAAGCAGACCAUGGAGACGGCAUCAAGGCUCUACGCAAAUACCAAGGGCACAAAGACCAACCGCAAGUUGCUCUACAAACGGCCCUUCUGGAGAGGUGGCACCGAGUCGUUUGUCUUCAACAAGCUGGAGGAGUUUGCUGAGCAAGACAAGGCUAGAACCCCGGUAUUGGGCGCUGGAAUUACUGAAGCGCUUAUGGGACGAUACAUCAGCAAGGGUGGUUAUCUAACGUCGCGAAUUAACUGGGCUAUUCAAUCUUCCGGUGUCGACUACCUUCAUUUGCUCGUUGUUGCUAUGGAUUACCUAAUUCGUCGCUUCAACAUCGAUGCUCGAGUGGCUAUCACAGUUCAUGACGAAAUUCGAUACUUGGUUACAGAAAAGGAUAAGUACCGCACAGCACUUGCUCUGCAGGUUGCCAACCUCUGGACAAGGGCCAUGUUCUCUCAGCAAGUUGGCAUCAACGAUCUUCCUCAGUCCUGCGCUUACUUUUCUGCUGUGGAUAUCGACCAUGUGUUACGCAAGGAAGUAGACAUGGAGUGCAUAACUCCAAGUCAUCAGACCCCUAUACCUCCGGGAGAGAGCAUCGAUAUCAAUACUCUUUUAGAGAAGGGAGAGGAUGCUCGGUUAGAUCCCGCUAUCGUUCCAGACGCCAAACACGCCCCCAAGCUCGAUGACAUCGCGUAUACUCCGCGCGUGCCUAUCAUGGAAGGCAUCCGGGAAGCAGCACAGGAGUCAAUUCCAUUUCUCAAAGCCCAAAUAGCCAGUGACGAAAAAGAGGUUCGAGACAUUGUCUACACGUUGCAGAAAGAAAGGCUAGCAGCGAUGCCAAAGAAGGAAAGGCCGAUGAGCAAGAAAGAAUUGCAAAGCGUGUUACCAUACAGGGCAUACCCACAACUUAUGCCCAUGGACGAACCCUUUAUCCUAACAGAGGCUAUGAAAGAAAAUCAAAAUGCUUAUGCGCACAAAAACAACAAGUUGGGGCUGGGAAAGUACUCGAACGGGAAUUACAGGCCAACUUGGAGGGUGUAA